Molecule: messenger RNA, 3333 nt
Organism: Ectocarpus sp. CCAP 1310/34
Lineage: Eukaryota; Phaeophyceae; Ectocarpales; Ectocarpaceae
Source: the annotation of a GenBank genome assembly
CGUACCUUCUGGACGCCCUCAGCUUAUAGGAGGGACCUUGAGGUACAGACCUGGUGUGGGGCCACGUGAAAGGGAAAAAGGAGAAACUCAAGAAGGAAGAGAAGUCGAUUUCACGGCCGGCGGAUACAGUCCGUGGUGACCAGCAGGGCGGGGGCGCGCCGGACAGCAUGUCGUACCUGCUGCCGCACUUGCGAACAGGGUGGGCUGUGGACCAAGCCAUCAUCAACGAGGAGGAGAGAGUGGUGUGCCUGAGGUUCGGGCACGACCAUGACGUGACAUGCAUGCAGAUGGAUGAGGUCCUUGCGGGCAUUGCGGAGGACGUCAAAAACUUUUGCGCCAUCUACGUCGUUGACGUUUCGGAGGUGCCGGACUUCAACGACAUGUACGAGCUCUACGACCCUUGCACCGUGAUGUUCUUCUUCCGCAACAAGCACAUCAUGAUCGAUCUCGGCACGGGGAACAACAACAAGAUCUCGUGGGCGUUCAACAACAAGCAGGAGAUGAUCGACAUUAUGGAGGUCGUGUACAGGGGAGCUCGAAAGGGCAGAGGUCUGGUCGUCUCACCGAAGGACUACUCGACGAAGUACAAAUACUGACCGCGGCACCACGCCCUCGUUUCCCCUUCGUUGUCGAAGCUGUCAGCAGGCCGAAGUGGGAGAUGGAAAGUUGGGAAGGUUGGUCUUGUCUGUCUGGUUAGUGUUUGCUGUCGAAUAUUGUUUUCGCUGCAAGGCUGGAGGCUGUAUAUAAGCAGCGGCUGCUUUUGUCGAUAGUGUUUGGCGUGCCUUUAUUAUGGGAGCCAAGAAAGUUCUCGUGUUUUUUGCAGGCGUGGUGGAUCCCCCCGUCGUACGUCUGGUAAUUUUUGUCGGUUUCAAUGAUUUCAGCGCCUGUAAUCGGUUUAGGCGUUGACGGUGUGGCUGACUACUACAGUACUCAGGAUGUAGAGGAACUCGCAAUCGUUCUGCUGGGCAUCUUCCACCUUAGGGUACGACGGACCGUGCCUUGUACGAGUUGAAGGGCGUGGGCGUGGGUUGGAGGCCUUCAGCGUCCGGCUUGUGACUUGCUAUGACUUGCGCCCGUUGUCGACUUAGUUCGUGAUAUGUUUGAUGUUCGCAUGAUGGGCGGGGGGAGUCAGGCGGUUGUACAGCAACUACGUAUUUGUGUAAAACGGUUGUAGCAUGGCGGCCGUGGGGGGGACUUCGCCGAAUGGAGCCGCGAGACGUCGUACCCCGCAAGGUUUCAGAUUCCUGACCCUCACGUCAGACUGUACUGCAGAUGGCCACAGCGUUUUUUGUGAAGCGUGUGUUUGCGCGCGGGGAGCUAGCCCGCGCCCGCUUGUCGCCCCGCCCCUCUGUACAUCCUGAGGACGGUCUCAGUUGUUACCUGGUUGUGGUUUGGCUGUGGUGUGUGUACCCACGGGCGUUAUCUGAAGCCCUGCGUAUGCCAAGUACCGUACACCCUCAGCUACCGGUAUUUCUCUGAUGUGACGUGCCCUAAUCGUGCGCAUGAGUCAACCAAGAAGCAAACCAUUACAAAUACGGCCGCCAAGACGCGUCAAGUAAGUUCGUUCGGUCAAAGAUUCUGGUGGUUCGGUCGAGAGUGCUCGAACCGCGCUCCCUCGAGCUCUCGACGCCUUUCACAUACGCAAUCAUACACUCCAAGGGAUCGACUAAUGGAUCCUUCCCGCGGAAAAAUCGACCUCAUGCUGUACAGUGGAGUUGUCCUCUGUGACACCGGAUCGAACAAUAGCGGCUGACAUACAUUAGGUGGAACGAACGCAUAUGGAGUGAAUGCUACUAGUGUUCAACUCUUCUUGCUAUGCACUACAUAGAAGAGUUUGAAGGCGCGUAAUGGCUGCUCAAAGUAUGCGCGUUGGUGCUUUGACGUGCCGCAGAACCCCUCGGUCUAGAAGUCGAUGUCGUGGAAAACUCUCCGCGCCCUCAUCCAGAGCCCAAUCUUGGACAAAACUACUGUACUCCCUUGAUUCGAAUGGCGGGGGCACUUUCAUCGUGACGAUACGGUUUUUGCUGGUGAGGUCGCAACUGCCGGAACGCGUUUUGGUACAAGGGUCAUGUAAUCGGUGUGUUCUUGCUGUCGAUGGUUGGACAGCAGUUAGUUUGGUUGUGUUGCUCUUGCUUGUUCGAGCGUUCAGCUUCCGAUUUCCCGUGCCACUCUUCGUCUUUGCCCUCUGGAGUCACUUGCAGCCGCUGCAUGUUCACUUGAUGUUCCUUCGCCUGUUUGCGCCUAGCCGCCGACGCUUCGGUGGCUCUCCUGCCCCUGCUGGUACUGGCAUCUGUUGGGGCCGACUUGUGCAGGAUGCGCCUCUCUUCCGAAAUCUUGCGUGAGAUCUGCUUGUUGUCAUCGUCCGGCCGUUUUCAGAUGGUUAGUACACGGCGUGGCAGUGCGACAUGGAUGGUUCAAGUGUACAUAGUGGGUUGUUGAUGAACCCUCCGGUUACCGUUGGGCAGGAUAAGGUUUUCCGAGCUCGUUGUGUCUCACAUCCUGUAUUCUCAGCGCCUGGAUCUUCAACCCGCGGGCGACCGCCAGGUCGUACGGCGUCUGCAGUCGUUUGGUAAGGAUCGUCCACCUCGCGCCAGCCCGCAGAAGCACCUCGGCAACUUGCUCGUGCCCGCUGUUCGAGAACACAUGUUAACCAGAUGAUACUGAAUGAGGACACAUUUCGCCUAGCCCGAUAAACCCGACGUCUUCAGUGCACUAAACAUCAGCACGUUCGUUUACUAGUACAGGGUCUUAGGAUAUUACCACAAUGGGCAGUUAGGUUUCAGCCUGCGGCACGAAUGCACGACUUCUGCAUAGUCGGGGCAUUGCGAAUGGCGCGUCGAUUGACCUGUGGCUACAGUCUAUAUGGUACUUUGAAGGUUUGGUUAGUACGGCCUUGAUAUAUGCAAUGUGAACGCUACACAACCUUGGAUAUAGCGUGUAAACAUGACGUGGUCCCUGCAAAAGAACGGAACACCUCUCUCCAGUUCCGUGACCCGCUUCAGCUCUUCAAACCGAUAAUGUUUGUGGUGUUGACCACCGUGGCGUGCUACGUGUGGAAGGAAACAGAAGUAGAGCGGGAUUGCCAACACCGCCGACCACCGCUCAAUAACCUACAUCAUUCUUGCUGUUAGAUAUACUCGCAACAGUAUCUGGUCGUGAGGAUCCCAGGGGGAUACGUGUUGGGGAAUUCCGUGUGUUGAAGGGUACCACCGGCGCAGUCACGGGGACCCUUUGGGCGUGGUCGGUGCGAUGAUGAGGAAGGCUUGCGUGCGUGCUGCGCUCUUCUUCCUCUUCUUCUUCUUCUUCCCUCUCUCUCCACCACCACCACCGUCU